ACCUUCUGAUCUUCUCCCACCCCAGCACCUACCGCGCUUCCAACAUGAAGACCCCGGGCGAGCAGACGGUGCCGGCCCUCAACCUCCAGAACGCUUUCCGCAUCAUCAAGGAGGUCCAGAAACGCUACAAAACCCGCGAGGCCGAGGAGAAGGAGAAGGAGGGCAUCGUGAAGCAAGAUUCUUUGGUCAUCAACCUCAACCGGAGCAACCCCAAGUUGAAGGACCUCUACAUCCGCCCCAACAUCGCCCAGAAGAGGAUGCAAGGUUCUUUGGAGGCCCACGUCAACGGUUUCCGCUUCACCUCGGUGCGGGGGGACAAGGUGGACAUCCUCUACAACAACAUCAAGCACGCCGUCUUCCAACCCUGCGACGGCGAGAUGAUCAUCGUCCUCCACUUCCACCUCAAGGUUGACCACGAGAAGACCAUG
Messenger RNA from Egretta garzetta (little egret), 428 nucleotides. RefSeq names its product FACT complex subunit SPT16-like. The annotation marks the transcript as partial. Gene Ontology annotation, biological process: positive regulation of transcription elongation by RNA polymerase II; transcription elongation by RNA polymerase II. The transcript is spliced from 3 exons. Gene Ontology annotation, molecular function: nucleosome binding. NCBI's taxonomy places the organism in Eukaryota, Metazoa, Chordata, Aves, Pelecaniformes, Ardeidae. Gene Ontology annotation, cellular component: FACT complex. The record is from RefSeq and is a predicted model, not a curated record.